AUGGAGAUGGAUGAGGAUGAGGAGUCCAUAAUUGUCUGUUUCAUCUGUCAUGCAAGACUCAUUCGUUGCAGGAGAUUGCAACAACAGGCUAUUGAGUCAAAUGCAGUUCUGGAGCAGUUGCUUGCAGGAGGGUCCAUGUCAAUACCAAAACCACAUGAGGCUAGAGAUGAGAUUCAAUUCACACCAAUUAAUCAUAUAGAUAUCUGGCCAGUAGAGUGUGAUAUAGAAAAUGAUUGUAAGGAUGACAUUUUUAGCCUUGAAUCUGUUAAAGUUGAGGAAGAGAAAAUCGGAAAUGAGAAUUUCGAAUUUGAAGUAAACAGGAGUCAUGAAAUAGAUACUGCUGGAAAACAAGAAGACGUGGAGAUUGAUGCUUUUGAAGAUCGACAUGAAGAUUCGGAGAACGAAUUGCCACUAAUUUCAUUAGGUGCAAAGAGUAAAAGCGAUGACGUUGACAUAGAACAAACCUGCAUACAAACAAAUAUGUUUUCGAAACCGUCUCUGCAAGCUUUAGAAGCUAUGGAGCAACUAGGAAAUGCUCCGCAUCGUCGUCGUAAGGUUUACCAGAAGAGAUAUGAUCCGUUUUCUUUGCCCGAUGUAGAGUUCAAAAAGCGAUACCGCUUCAAUAAACAUACGGCAUCUUUUAUAAUUGAUCUUGUAAGGCAAGAUUUACAACUGGACCCAAGGGGUUGUGGUACAUCACCAGAAUUGCAGGUGUUAACUGCCAUUAGAUGUUGGGGACGUCGUGAAGUUCAAGAUGAUGGGGGAGACCUUCAUGGGUUGACACAACUGUGA
Parnassius apollo (apollo) is the source of this 792-nucleotide messenger RNA. Lineage: Eukaryota; Metazoa; Arthropoda; Insecta; Lepidoptera; Papilionidae. The record is from the annotation of a GenBank genome assembly.